Molecule: messenger RNA, 1081 nt
Organism: Cylas formicarius (sweet potato weevil)
Lineage: Eukaryota; Metazoa; Arthropoda; Insecta; Coleoptera; Brentidae
Exons: 5
Coding region: 162-1037 (291 amino acids)
Biological process (GO): trehalose biosynthetic process
Molecular function (GO): trehalose-phosphatase activity
Source: RefSeq, a predicted model, not a curated record
GUUAAGCUGACGGAAAUUCGAAUAAAAUGCACUUAUGACCGAGAAAUUGCUUUAGUUUCGUGGAAACUGCAGAGUUUGAGGGGCAAAAAACGUGUUGAUAAUUAAUUUUUGUCGCAGAUUCGAGGCUCAGAUAAUUAAGUUUAGUAUCUGUUGUAGCAACUAUGUCAAAAGAUACUAACCCUAACGAACGCGUGUUCGAUGAUUUUGAAGAAUAUUUAUUAAAUUAUUUGGGAGGGUCAAAAAAAGUUGCACUGUUAUUGGAUUACGAUGGAACCCUUACGCCAAUAGUCGCACACCCAGACCUUGCCAAAAUACCCGCGCAAACCAAAACAAUUCUAAAAAGGCUUUCUGAAUUGCCGGAUGUAUUUGUUGCAAUCGUUUCCGGAAGAAACGUUGAUAAUGUGAAGGAUAUGGUGGGCCUCCAUAAUAUAACAUAUGCUGGCAAUCAUGGUUUGGAAGUGAUAUUUCCCACAGGAGAAAGGUAUACGCAUCAACUGCCAACCGAAUUUGACGAGCAAGUAAAAGCAUUAAUCGCUGGUCUUGAAAAAUCGGUGGUUCGGGAGGGAGCAUGGAUAGAGAACAAAGGUGCUACCUUAACAUUUCACUUUAGAGCCACACCGGAGCAUCUCCGGCCUCACAUUGAAAAAAGUGCAAAGGAAAUUAUGGAACAUGCAGGGUUUAAAGUUGAUAUUUUGUAUCAUACUUUCAUUUGCAGCAUCAUGAAACUGUUAUUUCAGGUCAGUAUUGCGCAUUGCGCCUUGGAAGCUCGACCGAAGGUUGAAUGGAAUAAGGGCACAGUGGUGACUAUGUUGCUCGAUAAAGAAUAUGGAAAAGAUGAAUGGCAAGACAAUAUUAAAGUCAUUUUUGCUGGCGAUGACAAUACAGAUGAAGAUGCAAUGAAGGUGCUAAGAGGAAAAGCGGCGACAUUUAGAAUAACUAAUAAUUCAAAAAUUACCACCCACGCUGAGAAGUUAUUGUCUUCAACAGGGUCACUGGUCAACAUUUUAAAAUUCCUGGAGAAUAUACUAGAGAAAUAAAACAUAAUUAAUAGUAGUUCAUUUGUCAGGGCUCUAUAAGCAAA